Molecule: messenger RNA, 3437 nt
Organism: Procambarus clarkii (red swamp crayfish)
Lineage: Eukaryota; Metazoa; Arthropoda; Malacostraca; Decapoda; Cambaridae
Gene: Not11
Product: CCR4-NOT transcription complex subunit 11
Cellular component (GO): CCR4-NOT complex
Source: RefSeq, a predicted model, not a curated record
GGUAUUGUGAUGUUUGUGAAGGUGGGCGCCCCUGGAGCUAUUGAUGUAAACACACACACAGUGAUGGCCCUCUCCACUGGUGACCUGUCUAAGCUACUCGGGAUUUUAUCAGAGGAGUCGGCCGAUUCAUCAACCUUAGAACAGAUAACGCAUCAAAUUUUUCAAAAUUUUACCAAAGAAGAUUUUUUCAAAUUGGGGAGUGCCCUUGUGUUUUUGUUACAACAGCCAGACCUCUUACCAAGCCCAGCACAGCGGCUUUCAGCAAUAACAAUUCUCCAUGAGUUGUAUCGAGGAGAACCCCCACCAAAUAAUCCUUUUCUUCCUGUGUUUGUUAACAUUUUGCACCCCCCUGAUGACAUAGCUAAAGGAACAGGCAAGAAAUUGGAAUAUGCUGGCCAUAUACCUAGAAUUAGCCCACAGGAGAUCGUCUUUCUGUCCACUCUUAUUACCGACAAAAAUAGCAAAGAGUUACUGAAGAGAACUGCAGCACAAAUUAUGAAUCUAGAUGUUACAAACCACCCACCGAUUGACACUACUGCCCUCAGACUAAGCUUAGCAGAAUUACUUUCAGAACGUCCAGAUACAGCCAAGAGUGCCAUCCCAAUUAUCUAUUCCCACCCACAGCCAUCACCCAGCUCAGGGUUAUUAAGUGAAGUUGGUCAAGUGAAGAGAACAUGUGAAACCUUGCUUUGUGGUGCAACUCCGACUUUAGCCCAACAGUACUUCACUCCAGAGAUUAUAAGACUAACUCCUCCACUACACAUAGCCGAAGAUGAACUAGUAUGGAUAACCCCAGUCGACCGGGCCGAAUACAAAGUUAUGUACGAUUCAAGUAUGUGUGUCCUUAGUGGUGGUGAUGCCGAGGCCAAGCGUCUAAUGGCUAAGGCCUUCAAGGAAACAUUAUCAUUACCUCAGCAACAGCACCUUCUUGCAGAACUAGAUAAGGACCCCAGAAUGGUAUAUCACACUGGUCUAACUCCUCCCAAGCUGCCUGACCUGGUCGAACACAACCCGCUCAUUGCCAUCGAAGUUUUACUGAAAUUAAUGCAGUCAAGCCAGAUCACCGAGUAUUUUAGUGUUCUUGUCAACAUGGAGAUGUCUUUGCAUUCCAUGGAAGUAGUAAAUAGGUUAACAACUGCUGUGGAGCUGCCAUCGGAAUUUGUACAUCUGUACAUUAGUAACUGCAUCAGUACCUGUGAGACCAUAAAGGAUCGCUACAUGCAAAACAGACUUGUUCGACUAGUGUGUGUGUUCCUGCAGUCUCUCAUACGUAACAAAAUAAUCAAUGUUCAGGAAUUGUUUAUUGAAGUUCAAGCAUUUUGCAUUGAGUUUAGCCGAAUACGUGAAGCAGCUGCUCUCUUCAGGUUACUCAAACAGUUAGAUUCGGGAGAUGCACAGCCAGCACAAGAACCUGCAAAGAAAUGAAGCCACAGAAGUAGUUCCUUCCAGUGUUUGAACAACAUAUCAGAUCCUACGGUGCAUAAACCAAGAUGACAGGAAGCAGAACCAACAAAUGCGUAUAUUUGAUGGACUGUUUAUCAGGGAUUCAUUCCUCAUACAUGUGUAAUAAGUAAUUUACUCUUGAUUAUAUACAAAUUUAAGUAAUGAUGCUUGGAUUUAAGAUCUGAGCUAUUAUAGAAGUGCAUAAUUCAAACCUUGGUGUGUCAAAUCAAUUUUUUUAGGGUAAUUAAGGGUUUGAAUGGUGGAAUGAAAAAGAUAAGGAAGCUGACAUUUCUAUAUCCUGUUCAAUUAUCAUUUUGUCACCUCAUACUGUACAAAAACAUUAUAUCCAUUGUCACUAUAUUGGAUGCUUUUGCAAGGAUUUUUUUAACAAGGAUUACAGUAUAUUUAGAAAAACAUUAUUGGUGGGACAAAAAACUUGAUAGGUUUUAUUUUGUUUCUUGAACAUUUCUUAAUAAAGCUAAAGAAUCGUUGACAGUUGCUCUUUAAGUAUUCAGUUAUAGAAUGACCAUAACAUUGUUAUUAAAUUGUCAAAUUGGAAGCUAGGCCUGACCAUUAUAAAAUCUAGCUGCAACAUAGAUCUAAAUUAUAGGACAUAAACAAUGCUGUGCAGUACUAUAGAUGCUAUGAUAGUCUGCAGUACUAUAGAUGCUAUGAUACAACAUAGUCUGAUUUCUGGAAAUCAUCGGUAAAAACCUUUUUCACUUCGUGCAAGAGUAGAAGACUGUGAUUUAUAUUUUCUAGCCUUAAGAAUACAUACUGCUGUUCUUCUAAUGUUCCUAAUGUGCAGUUAGUGUCAGUUUAUAAAUGGAGAUUUGUUUAUUUUGAUGUAAUAUAAUAAAACGUUGGCUUUAUAAUACAGAUAACAACACUAAAAUAUCAAAUCAUCAGGUGUAAGUUUUGUCCUGUUCCUGGGCAGAGUUGAAGGAAAAUUACAGUCUGUGGUAGCCUCUAAGUCAUUCAUAUCAAAAGCUGUGAAUCCCCUUUUUGUAAGAUUGCUAUCUUACAGAACCACAUGAGAUGAUGGGAUGAACAGUAACAUUUGGCAAAAAAAAAAUGCUGCCGAAAUAACCCGUAUUUAUGUUGCUCAACUGUUUAUGCUGCUAUUUGCAGUGUAUGUGAAGAUGAUCAUACUUAUAAUCUUACAUGUAGGAGAUAAUUCCUGGACUAGUCAUGCAGGACUAAGAAAAUUUGUCUGUGCAUAUUAAAGAUAAACAUUAUUCAGAAAAUUUAAAAAUAUGUCUGAUUUAGCCACUAAUGUACCAUUUUGGUGGCUUGUAUUUCAAAGAUUAAGAAAGUAUGAGAAGCUUCAAGUUCUGUAAUAAUUACUGAAGUUCAUUUCUUCUAUUCAGCUUUUAUUUACACAUAUUGCAUUAUAUAUAAAUGUUAAUGUCAAGGUAUGCACUUACAAGGUCUUGAAAGCAAUAUUGUAGAAUUAUUUCAGACUUUUAUGGGAUUUAUUUAAUGUUGAAGUUAUUAUUGCGGAUAUUUUGUUGGGAUUAUUCCUGGUGUAGUGUUAGGUCAUACUUGAUGUUAAUAAUGACUACAUUUCCGUCAAAUGUACUUGAAAGAUAGUUCAAAACAUUAUUUUGUUUUCAUUUAUAUUUUCAUAAUGACAUACUGAUAAGGUAUUUUAAGGGAAAUGCAAUCAUACAGAACUUAUUUAAAUUCACAUUGUGAUCACGUGUAAAUAGAUUAAUGUGACUAAUAUAUAUUAUAUCUCAGUUUGGUGUUAUUUAUGGUGUUAACAUGAAUGCUAAUGCUUUUUUUCUAUUGCAAUGCAUUACCUCACUUACGUUGUGUGUUUAAUAACCAUUUUACUUUACAUUAUGUAGCUUAUUAUCAUUAUUGACACUUAGACGCUGCUACCAGUUAUCAUUAUCCUGUCUUGUUUGUGCCAGAUAUUUAUGCAGUUGAUGGAUUUUGACAAUAAUUCCAUGUUCCUGUCAAAUGUGAAUAAAACAAAUUACAAUUUG